Molecule: messenger RNA, 2358 nt
Organism: Anneissia japonica
Lineage: Eukaryota; Metazoa; Echinodermata; Crinoidea; Comatulida; Comatulidae
Product: lipase maturation factor 2-like
Biological process (GO): protein maturation
Cellular component (GO): endoplasmic reticulum membrane
Source: RefSeq, a predicted model, not a curated record
CUCGAAUGGUGGCUCCCUACAUUGUUUAGGAUUCGAGAGUACCGGUAUUAACAACACGUUGUUGUUUUAUGUGCAAGCUGCAAAAACAUUUUCAUUUAUUCUAGAAAUAUUGCAAAAUGAUUUCCAUAGCUUUUACAAAAAAUGCUUUUCUUUGGUGCAUGUCAGCAGUGUACUUGAUGGCAUUUGCAUCAAUUUACCACCAAGCCCCAGGUUUAUAUGGAAAUAAUGGAAUUCUACCAAUCAAGAAUAGACUCUUAGAAAGUCUUAAAGGUUCCAGAACACCAGAAGAUGCAUUUUACGAGCGUCCCACUUUACUGUUGCUUGUUUACCGCAUUGGCUUAGACUACGAGUCAGGCUUUGAAUUUAUAUGCAUUCUUGGUAUAUUGUGCUCAUUCAUCUGUAUGGUGUCAAAAAUGCUUCGAGACAGUUUCAUGUUCGCUGUCCUGUGGUUCUUGUACCUUUCAAUCUAUCAGGUUGGCCAAACAUUUAUGUGGUUCCAAUGGGAUAUAUUGCUUCUUGAGGCUGGCUUUCUGACAAUCAUUGUAGCGCCUAUGAAUAUGUUCAAGUCGCAUGACCCAAAACCAAGGCAACAUGAUGCUAUCACAAUGUGGCUUGUGAAGUGGUUGUUAUUCAGGUUGAUGUUUGCUUCUGGUAUUGUCAAACUGACGAGUCAGUGUCCCACGUGGUGGGGACUUACUGCCCUGGACUGGCAUUAUGAAUCACAGUGUAUACCGACACCAUUGGCCUGGUACAUGCAUCACCUCCCGCAGUGGUUCAACGCACUUAGUACAGCAGUAGUCUAUGUCAUUGAGAUCGUUCUGCCGUUUUUAUUCUUUGCUCCAAUACGAAACCUUCGUAUUUUUGCUGCCAUCAUGCAGAUAAAGCUGAUGACAAUAAUAUUUAUGACAGGAAACUACAAUUUUUUCAAUAUUCUGACUGUUGUACUUAAUAUUUCAUUGUUGGAUGAUAGAUUCUUUAGAAAAGAGGAACCAAAGAAGUCAAAGAUUGGGAAAAAUGAAUUCACACGUAUCUUGUCAUUAGUGGUAUCCUGCAUUGUUUAUUUUGCAAUUCUUUACGGAACUAUUUACUUUUUUGAUUUGAGAAUCAACACUUCAAAAUAUUCAAUUGAAAGUCGAAUCAAUUUUACAGAAGCUGGGUUCUUUAAAGCUGUUAGAAAAAUAAUGCCAUUUACAAUCCAUAUGGCAGUCAUUUCCUUAAUGUCAGAAAUACUAGGAGCUUUUUAUCGGUGCAUUGUGCUAGAGAAGUCGUUGCUGAGUAAGUUGUGGUCAACGAUGCAAUGUGUUGCCAUCUCAGCUAUUGCAAUAUAUAUGUUCACAAUAAGCUUAGUUCCACAUACUGCUGUUGAUAACACCGCUCAAAGGAAUCUUUGGCCAAUCGUCUCAGAAUGGCACCAGCGUACCGAUCACCUACAAAUCACAAGUAGUUACGGACUCUUCCGACGGAUGACAGGUGUAGGAGGUCGGCCUGAAAUCAUUAUAGAAGGCAGACAAAAUCAUCAGUUACAAUGGAAGGCAUAUGAUUUCCUUUAUAAACCGGGCAACUUAAGUCAACCGCCUCCAUUUGUUGCGCCACACCAGCCUAGACUUGAUUGGCAGAUGUGGUUUGCAGCUCUCGGUAGCUACCAAUACAACCCAUGGUUUUUAAACCUUGUGUACAGGUUAUUACAGGGAAAACAGGAAGUUGUGGAUCUCAUCGGACCAUCACCAUUUCCUGAUAAACCACCAAAAUAUAUCCGUGCCAAACAUUAUAAUUAUCAUUAUACAAGAGUAAAGAUGACAGUAAACCAAAAAAGACAAGAACGAACAACCAUCUUUUAGAGAACUUGCUGAAGAUAACAAGAACCUAUGCACGACAAAUAAGUGCACUGCACUUUAUCUUGUCUUUAAUUAUUACAGCCAUUUGUUUGACAUUCUUAAGUUGAUUAGUUGUGGAGAGGUUUUAACAUAUUUACGGUCAUCCGGCCAUGUUAUACUUGCGUUACAGUGACGUAAUUCUGAGAGUUCUGCUACAAAAUUUUUUUUGUAAACAACUAUUGUUAAAUAACAUUUGUGCAUUCCAGAGUCUUAAAAUGGAGGAUAAUUGGGGGGUGGGGGGCGAAUGUGGAGUGCCGCGGGGCUAGGUCACAAAAUAAGGUAAUAUGAGUUGUUUUUAACUACUUAUUUUUUUUGCUUUGGACAUUUUUAAUGAGGAUCGGGGCCAACUGGUGUGGGGGAGGUUUUUUUGUUUUGUUUUGAUGGGGUGAGGGGAGGGUGGUCAUGGAUACAUGAUUAUAGAUUAUGGAAACAUGAAGAGAAAUUUGAAUAAAAAGAAAAGAUGCCAGAGGACAUGAAUACAGUA